AUCGAUAUUUCCCCAUCUUAAAAUCUUAGCCUUCCUAUCUUUUUAUAACCACAGCAAUAGGAACGAUAAUUAUGAGGAAAUCCAUGAUUCUCAGGUCUAGAGACGGAUAAGUGUUUGUCUCUGUAACAAAGAAGGGUUAAGAAGGCUGAGAAUUUUUAGAAAACUGGGUUUCUCUCCAUAAAUCAAUAUGAUGAAGCUUUGCUUGAUGGCUUCUCAUGGGUACCCUCAGGGCCCAGGGCUUGUUUUACACCAAGAGCAAGGCUUUAGGAUCAAGGAGGGUGGAUCCUUCUUUACAAGUCAGAUAGUAAACCAAGACAUGGUACAGAUAGGCUCCUUUGAUCUGAGGAGAAACCAAUUCCAGGAACUGCCAAAACCAGUUACUGCACUGUGUGAGCCUAAACUGUUUAUCGAUGUUGAUCCUACGGCACAAAAGCCUGUGAUAAUCAAUAAACCAGAUGCUUACCAAGACACGGAACUGCUUGGAUUUGGGAUAGCUGAAAAGUGCAGGAGACAUGAAAAAAUCUUGAAGUUUCUUAUGUCUGGAUCAAAUGAAUUAGAGAAAGGGGAACUUGAUUUAUCUUUGCUAUCUGAUUUGAUGGGACUUCAACCGGUGAUUUUUGGCAUGCAUCAACAGCCUUUUGAUUCUUAUCUAAUACAUCCAAUUAGCAAACUUGAUCCCCAGAUGCCUCUCCCAGACUUUUUUGGAGAAAUAGUGCACAAUUCGAAGGUUACAGUUAACCCAGAUGGUCAAGUUGUGCUUACAGCUUGUGGGACUGAGAUGAAAGACAUCCUUUCAUUCAUUUCUGAAUUUUACUUAUCAAGCAACUCAACUAAGUGGAGAAAGCAAUCGCAAGUGGUCCCAUACUUCGAUAGGAAACGGAUCAUGAAAGCACGUGCUGGUACUAACCUGUCUUCUCCACAGGGUGAAGUUGCAAGCAUUGCACCUCUGAAGAGUCUUGAGAAAAUCAAGGUGAAGCCAUCAUCAAAGAAGACCUCCAAGAAGUUAGGUGGGGAGAGAGAUCUGUACAAGAAGAACUAUUUCCAUGCAUGUGAAUGCCUUCUUUCCUUGAUGGUUGAUAGGAGACAGCAUGGCAGAACAGCAAUUCUUUCCCUUAAGAAAUCCGGUCCUGAACUCCCUCAGCUCUUGACCCAAUUCUCUGCCAGCAUUGCUGGGACUGGUCUCGCUGUUCUUUUCUCUGUUAUUUGUAAGGUAGCUUGUGGGGGAGUUCCAUUUGGUACAUCUAAACUAUUUAGCACUGGCCUCGCCUUCGGGCUAGUUUGGUUCUCACAGGCAGUUAACCGACUGAGGGACACAGUCGUACAUAUCAGCAAGAAUAAUAGCAAGCUGGAUCUGAAGGAAGAGGAGAUGAUUAAGAGAGUGGAGAAAAGUGUUAAUCAAAUCUAUUUCAGAGCUGCGACGGUGAUGGCUGUAGCAGUGCUGAGGUUUGUAUGAACUUUGGCUUCUAGAGCUGCGGCAUUGAUCUUGGACUUCAAUAUCUGAAGAACAGAGGCGGUUGGGGGGCAACAAUAGAAACUCUGGCUUCUGUGCUAUCCAUUGUGGUCUUAUGAUGGCCUUGAGAACGUAUGAGAAGGAUCUAAUCUCUGCAGCUUAUGUAUAGAAAUCGAUUAAGUUGUAAAUGGAGAGGUCAGUGCCAAAGAGGAGGGUUAGUAGUACUACUGUCUUAGGGGCAAAAAGAACCAUAACUUCCGUGUUAAUUUAACUACAAUUUUGUCUCUGUACU
This is a messenger RNA of Hibiscus syriacus, 1742 nucleotides long. RefSeq lists its product as uncharacterized. NCBI's taxonomy places the organism in Eukaryota, Viridiplantae, Streptophyta, Magnoliopsida, Malvales, Malvaceae. Bases 188 to 1453 code for a protein of 421 amino acids. The transcript is spliced from 5 exons. The record is from RefSeq and is a predicted model, not a curated record.